Asparagus officinalis (garden asparagus) is the source of this 639-nucleotide messenger RNA. RefSeq names its product photosystem II 10 kDa polypeptide, chloroplastic. The record is from RefSeq and is a predicted model, not a curated record. Lineage: Eukaryota; Viridiplantae; Streptophyta; Magnoliopsida; Asparagales; Asparagaceae. Gene Ontology annotation, cellular component: thylakoid membrane; photosystem II oxygen evolving complex; photosystem II. Gene Ontology annotation, biological process: photosynthesis.
GUUGAAUGGUAGCAAGUAGAGAGAGAGAGAGGAGCAAAGGAAUUAAAAGGGAAAGGGCAAUUAAUGGCGGCCUCCAUGAUGUCUUCCUUGGCUCUGAAGCCGUCUCCACGUCUCCAUUCGGAGAGGCCACAACAGGCCGCGAGAGGACUUCCUUCGUUGGCGAGGCCGUCUUCCUUCAAGGUUCGGGCCAGCGGAGGCAAAAAGAUCAAGACCGACACCCCUUACGGAACUGGAGGAGGGAUGAACUUGAAAGGUGGUCUAGAUGCAUCCGGGAGGAAGCCUAAGGGAAAGGGUGUUUACCAGUUUGUGGACAAAUAUGGUGCAAAUGUUGAUGGCUACAGCCCAAUCUACUCUCCAGAUGAAUGGUCUCCCAGUGGUGACGUGUACGUCGGAGGAACCACAGGGCUCUUGAUAUGGGCUGUGACUCUCGGCGGGCUCCUCCUUGGGGGCGCUCUUCUUGUGUACAACACGAGUGCUCUGGCUCAGUAGAAAUACUAUCCUCAUACUGCUGUGUCCUGUAUUCUACCCGUCUAAGUUUCUCUUGUUAUUGUCAAGUCUCUCAUGUUUGAAAACAUACUAGUUGUUUAUAAUUAAUGAGCUUGAUUAUAAUUCUGGGACACACAUGGUUCAUUUUCUCUA